Eriocheir sinensis (Chinese mitten crab) is the source of this 5683-nucleotide messenger RNA. Its product is annotated as phospholipid-transporting ATPase IF-like. Gene Ontology annotation, molecular function: magnesium ion binding; ATP binding; ATPase-coupled intramembrane lipid carrier activity. The record is from RefSeq and is a predicted model, not a curated record. Gene Ontology annotation, cellular component: endoplasmic reticulum; trans-Golgi network; plasma membrane. The transcript has 27 exons. Lineage: Eukaryota; Metazoa; Arthropoda; Malacostraca; Decapoda; Varunidae. Gene Ontology annotation, biological process: phospholipid translocation. Bases 487 to 4128 code for a protein of 1213 amino acids.
ACAUGACAGGGGUGUUUUGAAAGCCUGGCUAAGGGGUAAAGGGGGUUGCAAGAGAUUGAAUACAGGAAGCUGGUUGGCGGGCGUGCUAUCGGAACGCGAUGAUAGCGGCGAUAAGGGGUAGAGAAGGACGAUGAUAAAGGCAGUGAGUGAGUGUGAGCGGGGGCGAAGCGAUGGUGUAGUAGUAGUGUGGGUGAGCGAGUGUCGGUGUGCGGUGCGUUGUUCGAGAGCAGCGUAUAGCGGGCUUUUUUGUUGAUGGUUUUGUUUUAUUGCCCUGAGCUGCCUCCUUUGCUGUAGAAAGAAAAGAGGAGAGGUAGAGCACGGUUUCCUCGGUUGCUCUUUCUCCUCACUCUCAUCUCGCUCUCUACGUGAAGACUAUGACAACAUUUUGAGGGGCGUGGGGGUGCACCGUCUACCUCUACCCGUCACCUGUACCACGCCAGAGAAAACGGUACCAGCAGGAGUAAGGAGGCGCCGUAGAAGAAGACAAUGGCGCGUGGAGUCAGGAGGGGCUCGUCCAGAAGAAGGGGCCAGCCCAUCACCACCAGGACGGUGCUGGUGAACGGCCGCCCGCCGGAGAACCUGCCGGAGCCGCUGAAGAUCCCUAAAUACGUCAACAACCAAAUCAAGACUUCCAAGUACACCUGGAUCAAUUUCCUGCCGAAGAACCUGUUUGAGCAGUUCCGACGUAUCGCCAAUUUCUACUUCCUCCUCGUCACUAUCAUUCAGCUGUCGAUCGAGAGCCCGGUGUCCCCCAUGACGAGCAUCCUGCCCUUGGUGUUCGUGGUGAGCGUGACGGCGGUGAAGCAGGCGUACGAGGACUGGCUGAGGCACCGCGAGGACAACAAGGUCAACAACUCCCCCGCCACGGUGCUCAGGGACGGCGAGGUCAAAGAGGUGAGGAAUCAGGACAUCGUGGUGGGGGACGUGGUCAAGGUGGAGGACGAGGAGGGCUUCCCAUGUGACCUGCUGCUGCUGCUGUCCUCCAACCCCGAGGCGAAGUGCGAGGUGACCACGGCCAACCUGGACGGCGAGACCAACCUGAAGACGUUCGUGUGUCCCGGCGAGACGCAACACCUGCAGACACCUGAGGACCUGAGCGACAUGAGGGCCGUGGUGGAGUGCCAGCUCCCGCACGCCAACCUCUACGACUUCAAGGGUCGGCUGGACGUGUACCGCGGCAACGAGCGACCGGACACGACAUCGCUGGCCACCGACAACUUGCUGCUGCGGGGCGCCAGGCUCAGGAACACGCCCUGGGUCUACGGUUUGGCCGUGUACACAGGGAAGGACACGAAAAUGGCUCUCAACCUCAAGAUGACCAGCGCUAAAUUCUCCACGGUUGAAAAGACCAUGAACUACUUCCUCCUGUUCUACCUGGUGGUGCUGGUGCUGGAGAUCACCUGCAGCACCCUCGUCAGGUACCUGGUGUACGACGACCCCUUCUUAGACGAUAUGUGGUACCUGGGCAAAAAUCCCAACGCGACGGUGACGGCGCGGGGCGUGGUGCAGGACACGUUCUCCUUCCUCGUCAUCUACAACUACGUCAUCCCCAUCUCCCUCUACGUCACGCUGGAGAUGCAGAAGUUCCUGGGGGCGAUGUUCCUGGAGUGGGACGACGAGCUGAGGGGCGGCGAAGGGAACGAGCGGUGCAAGUGUAACACCUCCGACCUUAACGAAGAGCUGGGCCAGGUCCAGUAUCUCUUCACGGACAAGACGGGCACGCUGACGGAAAACACGAUGUACUUCCGCCAGUGUUCCGUGGACGGCGUGAAGUACGUGAGCACCGACGGGGAGCUGCAGCUGAUGGACGAGAAGAACAGCAACAGGAUCCUCCCGCUCUCUGCCUGGCCGACAUCGUUGGAGGACUUUCUGGUGACGCUAGCGCUCUGCCACACCGUGCAAGUCACCGCGAAGGGCAAGGCUAGGAGCCCCCCGCUGGUGAUGGACUCCGGCGAUGUGCAGAUGGCGGACCUCUCAGACCGCUACCAGGCCUCCAGUCCGGACGAGAAGGCGCUGGUGGAGGCGUGCGCGGGCUUCGGCGUGGUGUUCGUGGGCCAGAAGAGGGACACACUCGAACUCAGGGUGCGGGGCCAGACUAGGCGGUACACACGUCUGCAGGUUCUUGACUUCGACUCGGACCGCAAGUGUAUGUCGGUGGUGGUGCGCGAGGAGUGGUCGGGGCGGCUGUGGCUGCUGACCAAGGGCGCUGAGAGCAGCGUGCUGAGGCGCUGCCACGUGGCGAGCGAGGACGAGCAGCGGAGCCACGACGCCACGGCGGCCCACAUCGACGACUACGCCAUGCUGGGUCUUCGCACGUUGGCGGUGGGGCGGCGGGAGCUCAGCGACAAGCAGUACAAGGAGUUCGCGGGGCAGCUGUCCCUGGCCCGCUCGGAUCUGGAGGAGCGCGAGGCGGCGGUGAGGAAGGUGACGGACCUGAUGGAGGCGAAGCUAACCCUGCUGGGCGCCACCGGCGUGGAGGACCUGCUGCAGGAGGGUGUGCAGGAGACGCUGGAGGCCCUGCGGGUGGCCGGCAUCAAGGUGUGGGUGCUGACGGGCGACAAGGUGGAGACGGCGGUCAACAUCGCCUACUCGUGCGGCCACUUCAAGAAGUUCAUGACCGUGCUGACCCUCACCGGCCUGCAGGACCCCGAGCACGCCGCCGCCAGGCUGCAGCAGUGCACGCAGGAGUCCGAGGUGGAGGGGAACUACGGGCUGGUGGUGGACGGCGCCUCGCUGCAGCUGCUCCUCGACCGCCUCAAGGACGAGUUCUACGCUGUGUGUCGCCGCUGCAUCGCCGUCACCUGCUGCAGGAUGUCGCCCAAGCAGAAGGCAGAGACGGUGCGGCUGGUGAAGAAGAGCAAGGAGAGACCCGUGUGUGCCGCCAUCGGGGACGGAGCCAACGACGUCUCUAUGAUCCAGGAAGCGCACGUCGGCCUGGGCGUGAUGGGCAAGGAGGGGCGGCAGGCGGUGCGGUGCGCGGACUUCGCCUUCGCCCGCUUUCGUUUCCUGAAGCGCGUCCUGCUGGUGCACGGCCACUGGUACUACGUGCGGGUGUCCACACUGGUGCAGUACUCCUUCUACAAGAACGUCACCUUCAUCACGCCGCAGCUCUUCUUCGCCAUCUGGAACGCCUUCUCAACCCAGAGUGUGUACGACAGCCUGGCCCUCACCAUGUACAAUAUCACCUUCACCUCCCUGCCCAUCAUCAUCUACGGCAUCUUCGACCAAAACCUGCCUGCCCACCUGUUAAUGGAGCGGCCUCACCUGUACAAGAACAACGCGAUGAACGCCGCUCUCUCGCCGCUGCAGUUUCUCAAGUGGACCUUUUUUGGUCUGUUCCACUGCUCCGUCAUGUACUUCGGCCUCAUGCUGGCCUGCGCGGACGACACCUGCGGCUUACCCAACGGACAGACCCCCGACCUCUUCCUCUUCGGCACUACGCUCGUCUCCAUCUGCGUCGUCGUCACCAACUUCAAGCUGAUGUUGGAGGCGCGUUACUUCACUCACUUCUUCUUCUGGUCAGUGGUCAUCACGCUCGUUGGCUACGCUGCUCUGUCGCUGCUGUACCAAGGCUUCCUCAUCGACUUCUUCGGUAACUACGGCGUGUACUGGACCUACUACCGCAUGUUCGAGAGCUGUUCCCUCAUGCUGGCUUCCAUCCUGCUCACCAUCGUCUGCCUCAUUCCCGACGUGAUUGAGCAGGUGAUCCGCGCCUACAAGGACGUGAGACUGGAAGAAAGGCGCCUCAAGAAGAAGAAGCGAGCCGUGUCCCUGAAGGCGUUCGUCGGCUUCGUCAACGAGGCCUUUGACGAUCUGGAGGGGACGAGGAGCCUGUGGGAGGUGACCAGGGUGAGCGACAAACCACCACUACCUUACACCGCCUACAGCACUCCCAUCAACACCAUCAACACCACUACCAACGGCUACAACACCACCACCACGAACAACCACUAUAACAACCAGCACAGCAACGCCACCGAGAAGACAAGCCAAAUGGAGCAGCUAACAGUGGAGAACCUACAAAAACUGGACAGAAGAACGAUGCCUACGCUUGCUGUCAGUCCUCAGGGGAUGGACACGAUCACGGAGGAGACGAGUACGUGGUCGCAGGAGAGCUUUAUCAUCUGACGUACGAUAGAUGGCGUUGGCGAGGUGUUAGUGGCUCGUAUUCUCAACCAUUUCGGGGCUCACACACUCAGAUUUGGUAAGGCGUUCGUAGAGGUUGUGUUAGUAGUACUUCCACGGGUAGUUUUAUGGGUCUACUGAUAGUUCAAGGAGGCUUCUGCACCGUGGAGAACAGACAUGAGAACCAGACUAAUCUCCUUUGUGGCCUUUGGAAAUGUUUGUUGUGAGAGCCGAAAGCGUCUGAGAAUAGAGGUUAAAGCUGGAACUGGCAUUUAAGUUCAGUUUGUCACGUGUGUGUGUGUGUGGUAAAGCGUGUGUGUCUAGUCCAUGGUGUAUUGGUGUGCAGGUAAGGAAGGUGAGAAGGAGAGUUACCUGGUGUUAGUGGACUUUUAGACGGGGUUCAGAUGUGUCCACCUCGUGUGUGUGUGUGUGUGUGGGUGUGUAUGUGUGUGUGGGGGGUGGGGGGGGGGGGGGGUGUAUGUGUGCUGUAUAAAUUGUAUAGGAACGAAAACAAAAGCAAAACGCCAAAGAAGUGUAUAAAUGUAUGUUCCAACAACUUUUUACAGUCAGUGUUCGUGGGUUCCUCGCAAGUGUGGUGUAUAAAGUGUAUAGGAAAGGAUGUCGCUAACUGAAGAGUUGUACAUUUCUAUACUUAAUUUAUUUCUACAGUAUAAUAAACGCGUGUUCUCCGCAGGGCUGUAUAAAAUGUAAGAAAGAGAAGGGAAAGAGAAACGCCUCCUGAAGGAUAAUUAUUGUACAUGCAUAUUUAAUUUCAUCCUUUGUGUACGCUUUUUUUUUUUUAUAUAUUAGUAAGCGUUUGAGAAUAUUGUGUUUGGAAGAAAAGGAGAAGAAAAGAGAAACGCCUCCUGAAGACUAAUUAUUGUACAUGUAUAUUUAAUUUCAACCUAUGUGUACGCUUUUUCAUAUUAGUAAGUGUUUGAAAAUAUUGUUUGGAAAAAAAGGAGAAGAAAAGAGAAACACCUCCUGAAGAAUAAUGAUUGUACAUGCAUAUUUAAUUUCAUGCUAUGUGUACGCUUUUUUUAUAUUAGUAAGCGUUUGAGAAUAUUGUGUUUGGAAGAAAAGGAGAAGAAAAGAGAAACACCUCCUGAAGACUAAUAAUUGUUCAUGCACAUUUAAUUCGAUCUGUUCAUAUACGCUUUUUUUUAUAUUAGUAGUCGUUUGAGAACAUUGUGUCUGGAAGAAAAGGAGGAGAAAAGAUAAACGCUUUUUUGUACUUGUAUAGUGAAUCUAAUAUAUUUCUACCGUUUAUAAAUGAGCAAAAGCCACUGAAGAUUGUGCUUGGAAAUAGAAGAAAAAGAAAAGAGGAACCGCUUCCUUAAGAAUAAUUGUAUGUUCAUGUAUAUUUAAUCUAAUUUAUUUUUGGAUUUUAUACAUUAGAAAGCGCCGGAGAAGAUUGUGUUUGUGGUGAAGAAUAAGAGAUAAACGGUUACAUAAAAAUAAUUGUACACGCAUAUUUCAUCUGAUUUAUUUCUAAUCGUUUUAUAUAUUAGAAAACGCCAGAGAAGAGUUUGUUUAGAAGAAAAUAUGAAGACAAAAA